CCCACUUGCAGUCUUGUGUCUGUAGGCGAGGAGGUAAACGACAUUCCACCUCCACGGGCCAGUUUCCACUUGGAAAAGUCUGGGUUGCCUCCCACUUUUCCUGCAGAAGUUCCUGCACAGCUUCGCAGCUCUGUGAAAGACUGAGUGGGUAACAAGAUGGCAUCCCAGCAGCUCUGCUUCAGGUUAAUGGGUCUGGUUGUAUUGCUGACACUGUUGGCUCUUAGAGACGUGUCCAGUGACAGCAGCCUGCACAAGAUCUUAAGGAGAAGAGAUGUGGCAGCAGCCGGUGCCGCCCCCUCGAAGGACUCCAUCGCCGUCCCGGCCUCCAAGGCUCAGGAGUUCCUGGCGAAACUGAGCAGAAGCAAGAGGAACAUUUGGGAUCGCAGCAGACCGGACGUACAGCAGUGGAUUAUGCACUUUAUGUACAUGGGAUUCGAUGAGCAGAGGCUGGAGGCUGACCUGGCAUACUGGAUGGACCACGCUCGCGCCAAUGACCAAGGGCGUCAGCACCAAUACGACGAAAACGCCCCCAUCGCCCCACGUGACCCCAGUUCUUACAGGCACGGAGCUGAUGUCAACUACGACUACUAUUAACUCGGGUCCGCUGGUUUGACACCUGCCAACGAGCUGUCAGCAUCCAAAGUAGUGCACAGCUGCUCCGGCCUCUUCGUUUUGAUGUUACACCCACUAGAAUAAGUCACUCUUUUUCUCCUCGCGCCUACAUGAUAGUUGUAAAAAUCAAAAGUAUGACACCUCUGCGUCUGAAAGUUCAGUUUGGAAGCAGCUGAUUGUGUGAAACGCUGUUCGAUUACUGUAAAUUAAAGAUGUGGCUUCCUCAGCUCUGGUGUCCUGCUUUCUCUCUUCCACUUGUCACGCACACAAAUAUCUUUCUCCCCCCCGCAAAAUAUUGGAAAUAUUUUAUUAAAAUAACAUCUUCAUUUGAAACCCGAUAAUGCACAUCCUGACAUGAGAUUUCACAAAGCAGAACACAAUGACGUCCUGACGAUUGAUUGACACGUAGUGAUGCCGUAACAGCCUAGUCUAAUAGUUUGGUUCCAGUCCCGUCGGUUUGCUGAACAGGAUGCUGGUCACUGAUAAAAGAAGACGAAACAUCCAGUGGAAAAACAAAAGUCAGAUAGCUCCAGAGACAAAACACUAUGAAACCGAUCAAAUAAACACUGAUGCACAGUACGAGCUGUUUGCAGGACUCACGUCUGUGAUUUAAAUAGCAACAAAAAAGCACAAAUUCACAAUAAAAAUAAAAAAAGGCAGGCUGGGUUUCUGAUUUCUUGCCUCAAAUUUCUGUUUUUUGAUUCAGGCGUGUCCGUCCGGUGAGGAAGCUCUCACCCCCACAGUGCAGCUGCAGCUCCAACGCAAGGCAACACUUUCUAAAUCUUUUUUUUUUUUU
Larimichthys crocea (large yellow croaker) is the source of this 1408-nucleotide messenger RNA. RefSeq names its product ECRG4 augurin precursor a (gene ecrg4a). Gene Ontology annotation, biological process: G1 to G0 transition; cellular senescence; central nervous system development. The record is from RefSeq and is a predicted model, not a curated record. Lineage: Eukaryota; Metazoa; Chordata; Actinopteri; Sciaenidae. The transcript has 4 exons. The coding region runs from base 157 to 594 and encodes 145 amino acids.